Molecule: messenger RNA, 1446 nt
Organism: Drosophila melanogaster (fruit fly)
Lineage: Eukaryota; Metazoa; Arthropoda; Insecta; Diptera; Drosophilidae
Exons: 2
Coding region: 261-947 (228 amino acids)
Biological process (GO): intracellular protein transport; endoplasmic reticulum to Golgi vesicle-mediated transport
Cellular component (GO): membrane; endoplasmic reticulum membrane; endoplasmic reticulum
Source: RefSeq, marked reviewed
AACAGAGUUGACGUGGCCGGCGCAGUGACUACAUAAAAUAUACGCAUAUUUCAUCACGGCAGCGAUUUAAUUAUUGCUAUUUAAAGUAAGCAGCCAGUCACUCCGGCCGUAGUUUAUAAAUAGCCACUAGACCGUCCGUCCCGAAUCCGUAGACUUAGCAGCUAAUUUGGACGCAUUUCUGCUUACAGGCGGCAGUCGAAAAAAGCGAAAAUCCAAGAAGCGAAAAUCGAACGAAAAAGGGAAUUAAUAAAACAUUAAAAAUGAGUUUGGUGUGGACUUUGAUCGCCGGAUUUCUCUAUGCGGAAAUCGCACUGGUCCUUCUGCUGGUGCUGCCGGUGCUCACUCCUUACCGCUGGAACCGGUUCUUCAAGUCCAAAUUCCUAUCGAUGUUGGGACAACAGGCGCACAUAUAUUUCCUGCUGAUCAUGGGAAUUCUGGUCAUUUUCCUCCUGGAGGCCAUUCGCGAGAUGCGCAAGUACUCCGGCUUGCAGCAGUCUAACGAGGUCCACUUGAACGUGGAGAUGCAGCACAGCAUGAAGCUGUUCCGUGCCCAGCGGAACUUCUACAUCUCUGGAUUCGCCAUUUUCCUUGCCCUGGUCAUCCGGCGACUGGUAAACUUGAUCUGCACCCAGGCCAAUCUCAUGGCCCAGAGCGAGGCUUCCUUCAAGCAGGCACAGAGCGCCACUGCAGCCGCACGUUCCUUGCUGGAGAACAAGAACACCGAGAAGGCCAAGGAAGCCGGCGAGGAUACCACUCUCAUCGAGCUCAACAAGCUGCGCGAGCGCGUCCAGGAGCUAACCUCCGACUUGAAUCGCGAAAAGAAGGACAAGGAGGCGGUUAAGUCGCAGGCGGAGAGCAUCAACCGCGAGUACGACCGACUCACCGAGGAGUACAGCAAGCUGCAGAAGAAGAUAACCAUCGGCGGAGGCGGAAACAAGGAUGAUUAAACUCACUGGAGCCAAGUCCAACAUUUAAAUAACGAUAAGACUUAUAAGCAUGGCGGUGGGGCAGCGAAAGCAGGCACAUUUAAAAGAUUAUAACGAUUUCAAAUCGAUAGAAAGCACACACAUCUUAUUGUUAAUCCUCAUAGAUACAACUACAUAUACCAUUUGAUAAUGAUAAUGGGGUAUAUUGAUAAUGGUCCCUCAACUCAAUGUUCGUUUCGUCCGAAGUUUUGUAUUUAAUUCGUAUGUGUUAAGUUUUGUUUGCCACAGUAACACACCCAAAAAGCGUCGUGGCUAUUAAAAGAACAACCAAAAAGUACCCAUCCAGUUGUGAUCGAUUCGAUGAUUCAUCUGUUGGCGCGGAUAGUCCACAUCAUGUCUGAUAGUACACGGCAAUGACGUCAGACGUCGCAACCUGUUUGCAUACUUGGAGCUUAGAAAUCGGAGGCGUUACAUUAUCGGUGUGCGAAAAGGGCAUCGAAUAUGUUUCCUUGAUAAUUAC